GUGCGGGGGAGAAGAAACGGUGGGGAAAGGAAAACGGAGGAGAAAUGUUGACGGUACUCGAGGUCAGAGAUGAACGUCGAGAACCUCUUCUCCACCAUUCUUCACCUCCCCUUCCGCACGGGGAGCUGACUGACGAAAACGAAGCAGAGAUCAUCUCUUCCUCACCAUCCGGCGCAUCAGAGGGAACGGAAUCCUCUCAAAGGAUCAAAUCAACGCCACUUAUCUCUCGAUGUAUUUCGAGGCCUCACCGUCGCGAAUUUACCAGCAAUUUUCCUGCUAUGGCUUUGAUGAUUUUGGUUAAUGAUACUGGUGGAGCUUUUCCAUCUAUCAAUCACUCUCCGUGGUUCGGUGUGACAAUAGCAGAUUUUGUAAUGCCAUUUUUUCUUUUUGGUGUUGGUGUCUCUAUUAGUCUUGUGCUCAAGAAAGCUUCUAGCAAACUGAUGGCAACGAAGAAAGUUGUACUGAGGGCAAUCAAACUCUUUCUAUCGGGCUUGUUGCUACAAGGUGGGCAUUUCCAUGGCUGUAACAACUUAACAUAUGCAGUUGAUGUGGACCAAAUACAGUGGCUAGGUGUACUACAGGUUUAUAAGCUGGUUUUAACCAUUCAAGCUGUGCUUUACGAUCUACAAAGGAUAUCAAUUGGAUAUCUACUGACUUCAGUAUCAGAAAUCCGGCUUGUUAACAAUAUCAUGGUUGACUCUGCAGCAGCACUUGUGAGGAAAUACUAUGUUCAUUGGAUUUUCGCUCUCCUACUAUUAACAUUUUACAUGUGCUUGCUGUAUGGUCUUUAUGUUCCAAACUGGGAAUUUCAAUCUCCGAGUAUGAAUGUGUCAGUUUAUGGAUCUGAUACUCAAAUUACUGAUAGUCUUAUCAUGUGUUCGGUGUGCUGUGGAGUCAGGGGGAGUCCUGAACCUCCUUGCAAUGCAGUUGGUUAGAUUGAUCGUUAUUUCCUAUUGGUGAGCAACAUCUAUAUCAGCGUCCCGUGUACAGAAGGACAAAGGUAUUUUCUUUGUCUCCUCUAUUCCCUUAUAGGUCUGCAGUGGCUUUCUCGAACAGAUCAUGUUAAUCACAAAGGGAUAUUCACCUUUUUGUGACCACAGGAAUGCAGUGUUAAUUCUCCUGACUAUGGUGCCCUACCAUUAGAUUC
Messenger RNA from Rubroshorea leprosula, 1147 nucleotides. Lineage: Eukaryota; Viridiplantae; Streptophyta; Magnoliopsida; Malvales; Dipterocarpaceae. The record is from the annotation of a GenBank genome assembly.